CAUUCUUACCAGCUGAAGCCAGCAGAUGUGCUUGGACCCCAGUGGAAUAUGCUGGUUUGUGUGUCAUUGGCCACUGGUAGGCAAUGAGGCUUGGCAUCAACCAGUGCCAUCCAGUGCCGAGAAGCCGGCUUCCAGACCCACGUAAGGUGUGCCACAUUAGGAACCGGCACCCCUUAGUAAGCAGCGCAUUGACGAGCUCGGGGUUGCUUUGACUGUGUAACCAGACCGGCGCUGAUUGAUAUAACAGCGGUCACAUCACAAGCUGUGCUUCAUGCAGCUUACCACAUCAUUCCACGUGACGUUCAGCAUCAGUGGCAAUACUCCCAUCACCCAUCAUAAGCUGUGCUUCAUGCAGCUUACCACCAUCAGUGGCGAUGUUCCCAUCACCCAUCAACACUCAAUAUUUGGUCUCUCAUAACGAUCCACAAUCCCGGUUUCAAGCACUCGUCAAAUGUGGCGCUACAAUGCAAGACCGCCACAGAAAUGGUCCCCAGACUAGGACUGAAUUCCUGGAAGGGCCCAGGCAGCUCCAGAGGGACAAGAUUGGUCCAGGAUUUCUCUCAGAAUACAGUUUCUCCAGUUUCACAUUCCGUUGUAUUAUAGGUCUUAUGUUCCUUUUAUUUCUUCUAUCUAACCAAAAUCGGACUCUAUUCAUCUACCUACAGUAUAAAUACACAUGUAACAGUCCAUAAAAUGCAGGUUGAUUUUACCCCACUUCUCACAGAGUCUUCAGGAGCCUUCACCUCCAAGAUU
Molecule: messenger RNA, 753 nt
Organism: Mycena citricolor
Lineage: Eukaryota; Fungi; Basidiomycota; Agaricomycetes; Agaricales; Mycenaceae
Source: the annotation of a GenBank genome assembly